Messenger RNA from Sipha flava (yellow sugarcane aphid), 2004 nucleotides. RefSeq names its product cilia- and flagella-associated protein 45-like. The record is from RefSeq and is a predicted model, not a curated record. The coding region runs from base 231 to 1772 and encodes 513 amino acids. Lineage: Eukaryota; Metazoa; Arthropoda; Insecta; Hemiptera; Aphididae. The transcript has 8 exons.
AACAACUCUAUAGCGACCGAGUAAACAAACUUGUAGAUAGGAAUGUUUUUUAGCCAGUAUUAAGACAAGAUAAUUAAAGUUUUUAUCGUGAACAAAACUGAACAUUUUCGUCAUAUUUUAAAAUGUUUGGUUAUCAUAGUGUACAUAAACUCAAAUAAAAAAAAGUUACCAAUGUCUGUACCUACAUCCGAAUAAAUGAAAAAGUAAAUAUACGAGAAAUCCGUUAUGAUAUGACAUCACUGAAAGACUUUCAAACAGACAAGCGGAAUACAAUGAGUAAUCUUUCGAGUCAAUCGGAACCGGUAUAUUUUAUAUCUGAUCAAAAUCAAAGAUCACAUUUUGAUGAUAAUAUUGACGUCAAUGAUGGAAGAGAAUCGCAAAUUUGCAAGUUGGAAAAUAUGGGAAAACAAAAAUUCACGUCCAUACCAGACCGACGAGUGAUUGACAGAAGUACUUUUGCACGUUUAAAAAAUAAAGCUGUAGUAGUAACCAAAGAAGACCGGCGAAAAAUAGCCGAGGGUUUGAUGGCCGAUCGAGAGAGAUUGGAAAACGAAAGCUUGGUCAGAAAACAAAAGCUACAAAGCUAUGAUUUACUAAGAACCAAAGGGAAACGACUAGCUCAGUUGGAUGAUGAAGCAAAUAAAAAGUCUAAUUAUCUGCUGGCAAGAGCACAACAAUUGCGACAAGAUCAAGAAGACGAAAUAAAACACUGCAAUUCUUUAAUAUUGAGCACAAAGUGUCAUGCAAUCAGAAACGCUCAAAUUGCUGAAAAGCAACUUAUACAGAGAGAAAUGAAAGAAGAAGAACGUAGGAUGGAAGAAAUGAUGGAGCGGGAACAAGCACUGGCUGCAAAAGAAUUAGAGAAAGCUGCGGAAGCCGAGCGCCUCAAAAAGAAGCUGCAAGCGGUUGAGAUCGAGAGACAGAUAAAAGAGAAUGAGAUCACCAGAGAAAUGGAGUUGGCCAGAAUGGUAGAAGAUGCGAGAAUUCGAGCAGAAGCUGCAGAAAAAAUCCGACAAGAAGAAAUUGAAAGCCACAAAGAGAGAAUGAAAAAACAAGCAGAAUUACGCAGAGAAUUCAUGUUGCUCAACGCACAGAUAAGGGAUUCAAAAAAACUGGAGGAAGAAAUGAAUAAUAUUGAAGUGCUGCAGAUACAAGAGUAUACACGGAAAAAGAAUGAACGAGAAAUAGCUUUCGAGCAAGAGCUGCGUAAGCAAAAGUUAUUAAAGGAGAAAUCCAUUGCCAAAAUACAAGCAAACCAACAAGCGACAUACGAUUUACAAGCCGCCAAAGACGAAUUGAACGCUCUUAGAGUGAGAGAUCAGGUAGAACGCGAGUGGCGUCGUAAAGAAUUAGAAGAGGCGGUGAAAAAGAAAAAAGAAGAAGAAGAACUGAAUGCGGCUAGGAACAAACAAAUUGAAGACCAGAGGAGAGCGUAUGCAUUCGAGAUUCAAAGGGAAAUGGAAGAGACCGAAAAAAUCGCUAAACUCAACAUUGAGGACAUCGAAAAGAGCAAAGAAACGGACGAAAGAAACAAAAUGAAAAUCGAAGCGCAUCGUAAAAAUCUGCUGAAACAGAUUCACGAUAAGGAACAAGAAAAGAUACAAGAGAGGAAAAGGCUCUACCAGGAAGGCGUUAAGCUGAAACAAGAAGAGCUCGCCAGGCAAAAGAUGUUACGAGACACAAUGUACAAUAAAAUCGAGGAACUCAAGGCGCAGAAUGUACCGGAAAAAUACGUUCAAGGGAUCGUGAGACAACUGAAGUUGCACAAGUGAGACUUUCGGAUACGCGGACAGCCAUACGCGAUGCAGUGUGCAAGCAGAUACGAUUUUACCGAGAACAUUACAAAAGCAAUCGUUUUCCAUUACUGAGAGUUGUGGGGCCAAUUACAAAUUGACCGCUUGCCCACCUGUCGAGUAAACCAAUUGAAACAUUUAUCCGUAGUAGUUAUCGAUUUCCAGAAAAGUAUUCAAAUUUUAAAUAUAUACGAGUAGUAUAUUUAUUGUA